Dreissena polymorpha is the source of this 3039-nucleotide messenger RNA. RefSeq names its product tripartite motif-containing protein 2-like. The coding region runs from base 256 to 2379 and encodes 707 amino acids. Gene Ontology annotation, biological process: positive regulation of DNA-templated transcription. Gene Ontology annotation, molecular function: metal ion binding; ubiquitin-protein transferase activity. NCBI's taxonomy places the organism in Eukaryota, Metazoa, Mollusca, Bivalvia, Myida, Dreissenidae. Gene Ontology annotation, cellular component: chromatin; nucleoplasm. The record is from RefSeq and is a predicted model, not a curated record. The transcript is spliced from 4 exons.
AUUGAGUUUAUAUAAACUAAACUAAAGUGAAUGAAUGGCGCAUUUCGGUUAUAAAUCUGGAGAUGUAUUGAUGGGGAAAUAUAUACAGUGUAAAAGGAUUUUAUUUUAAGUAACACACGUAGCAAAUUAAGUUUAGGUGGAGAGUGUCGUCCUUGAUUAGCCUAUGAAGACUUCACAGGCUCUUGUGGAACGACACUUUACCCACGUGGACAAAGCCCCGUUUUCUCAGAGCGUUUAUUUGUUCAAGUUACCGCGAUGAGCAAGAGAGACAAAAGUCCAGCAAAGUCGAAAACACCCGUCGCCGAGAAUCCUUCACCGAAACAAGAAAGCUUCAUAAAAUGUGAGCUCUGUCGACACACGUUGGACAACCCCAAAACAUUGGAAUGUCUGCACUCGUUUUGCCGGGACUGCCUGAUGGCGUACAUUUCAGAAACGGUUGGGAAGGGACCAGCGCCCAGCGGCGUAACGGUGUGCCCAGUCUGCUUGCAAACCAGUCCUCCACCGGUGGGGUCGAAAUCCAAGGAGCAGUGGUCGGAUGAUUUUCCCACCAACGAGUUUUUGAAGAGUUACCUUGAGGCGUCGGCCUUGAAGGAUCCGAACAAGAAAUGCGACACGUGUCACCGCCAGGAUAAGGAGGUGGAUGCGCAGCAAUGGUGUCCGCAAUGCCAUGACGCGUUGUGCGACGACUGCGUGAGCUUUCACAACGCACUGAAAACAACGAAACUCCACAAGACCGUCUAUCUGUCUAAGGUGCGCAAUCAGCCGAUUGAGAACAUCAUAUCGCACCCGCACUGUCCGGACCACGCGGGGGAAACUGUCACGAGAUAUUGUGAGACCCAUGACGACAUCGGCUGCGAGAAAUGCGUGGCCACUAAGCACAAAUCGUGUAAAGAUGUCCGUCCGCUGAAAGAUGCGGCCCACACGCAUCAGUCUGAGAUAAACAAAAUCAAGUCGACUCUUGGCGACGCUACUAAGCUGGCACGAGCGCUGUAUGACGACAGGUUUAAAGCGGAUAAAACACUCGACGAUGUUCAAGCAAAUAUGCUUAUAAGAAUCCAAUCGAUCAGGAAAAAAAUAAACGAGAAUCUGUUGAAAUGUGAAUCGCAAAUUAUCGGCGAGCUGUAUGAUGUGCACGGAAAAGAAAAGGCGGUCAUACAAUCAGAGAUGAAAGAAGCACAGAGAAUCCGAAAAUCAUGCGGAAUGAUACACGGAUUGUGUGAAAGUAGUUCCAAGUAUGGGACUGAAUAUCAUGUACUGGAAAACAGGACGAAAGCAGCCACACAGAGUGAAUACUACAAAGGUAAACUUGGGUCACUGAACAAUAGAAUCAAACAGACGAAAAUGGAUUUCGUCGUGGAUCCAAUUCUGGAAAAGUUAAUGUCCGGUGUAAGCCGAUUGGGGGACAUUCGCAUGACGUCAUCUCCGGCCGAACUUCCUGUGACGCAGAAUCUUAAAAUAGCAAAACACGAUUCCGACCCAGAAGAUGAAUUAGACAUGCGUGGAUCGAGGCGAACUCUACAGGCGGAUUCAAAGAGUCUGCGUUCGAUGCGCUUGUCAAAUUUGUAUGCUAAUUUACAGGCUGCGUUUUCGGCCAGAUCUGAUUCGGACACAGAAUUAUGCUGGUUUACUGGAAUAGCCUACCUGCCAAACGGCAACAUGGUGUUGGUGGAUAGAAAUAACUCCAAACUGAAGCUCAUCGACAAGACGUUUAGACUCGUGGGCGAGCACAAAAUGGAGCACCAACCGUUCGGUCUUACGUUUAUGCUGACCAAUCAGAUCGCAGUAACAACGCCGAGGGAAAAUCAGGUUGAAAUAUACGAAGUCGGCGCUACCUUUAAACUGUUGGACAGUUUCCGUAUAUCCGACAGAGGGUAUGGCAUCAGUUAUGGUGGAGAGAAGUUUGCCGUCAUUUGCUCAUGCGCAUCAAACCCUUCAAUUAAGGUUAUAUCACGGAACGGGGAGGAAAAACAAGACCUAUGCCCCGUGGACAACUACCACCCCAUGUUCCUACGUCCCUGGUACGUGAAGCUAGACCCGUCCGGUACAUACAUGUACGUGUCCGACUGCCACAGGAGUCACGUGACCUGCAUUUCCGGUACCGUCCUGAAACAGUUUGUGUACCAGGACAGCAGUUUGAACUCUCCUCGAGGAAUGUAUAUCACCAAAGACAAGCGCGUUCUCGUCUGUGGAUUCGGAACAGACAACGUGCAGUUGCUAAGCUCCGACGGGGCGUUGAUGGGAGACCUUUUGGCUCGUAACGACGACGUUAUGGGUCCACAAGACGUUGCCUUGACCUUGGCAGAAGACAAGAUGGCGGUGACCUUUGACCCUUCCAGUGGCAAGAGCGAUACCGUACAUGUAUAUGGUGUCAACCUGUAGAGCCAUAUAGGAAGUUUCAUGCAUUCACGUUUUACAUGCAUUUUGCUUUGAUUUGAGUUAAUAUUUAUUAUUAUAGUAUUUAUUAUUAUAGUUUCAGUGUAUAGUCGUUAAUUGUAAUAUGAUCGUUUUUCAUUUCUCGAUUAUUAUUAAAAAAGUGAUAAUGAAUUAUUUAUGAAUGCCAAGGAGGAAUCGAGCCUAAAAUGUAAACUGUUAUGUAUAGUUUCAACUGUAUUGCCUCGCCAAAGCCGGGCAACUACUUCAGGUAUGUUGUGAUUGGUCGUCAAUUUCCGACUUAUAUAUUGCGGAAGAGUUUGUCUUUAGUUGUAUUGGUUGGUUGAUAUAUUGCCUGCAUUGUAUUAAAAAAAUACCUUUUUGCGAAAAAAUAAAUAAAUUGGUUAUUGUUUGUGAUUGAUAUGCUAUGAACCAAUCGACUACUAAUAAUCAAAAGCUUCUUGAUUAACAAAUCGACAAGUUGUUUUAUUGCUAGAAGACUUUAAGGGAGGCUCUAGACGUGUACGUGGAACAUUCGAUGGUUACGUAAGGAUAUCUAUCUUGAAGAAGGUAUGCGUGCGCUUUUCCAGCGCUUUCUAGUUUUGAACGUUUAUUCGUGAAGCUGUACAUUUACGUGUAUCGGUUUUACUUAUACGAAUUUAUACAAUU